Amaranthus tricolor (Joseph's coat) is the source of this 1485-nucleotide messenger RNA. RefSeq lists its product as uncharacterized. The record is from RefSeq and is a predicted model, not a curated record. Bases 111 to 593 code for a protein of 160 amino acids. Lineage: Eukaryota; Viridiplantae; Streptophyta; Magnoliopsida; Caryophyllales; Amaranthaceae. The transcript has 2 exons.
UCCACACUAAUCUCUUCCAUUAAACAAAUGUCUUGUGUUUGGAGUAAGUAGUAAGUCUUACCUUCCUAAUCCUUCUUUCUGGUUUGGAAGAUCAUAAGAAAUCAACAACGAUGAAACUCGUCAAGAUAAUGAAUUCUGCUGCAACAACUUCUCUUGUCAAGGCAAAUAAUCCAAUUCCAAACAAAACCUUUCACCAGAUGCUUACUGUUAUCAGUUUCUCUGCUGUUAACCACAUUCCUAAGAACAUCCAUAGUAACAAAGUAGAUGCACCUUUUGCAACAACGAGCGAGGAGGCAGCUAAGGCGCAAAGCAGAAUAUUGGAAGAAGAUGAUAAAAAGGAGGACAAAUCUUACAAUAGAGGAAGAAGGAAGAAUGAUAUGGAAGAAUUAAGUGAAUUUGUAGCAGACAAAGCUGUGAAAGGAACAAAGAAUGCUGUUGAAACUGCUUUCAUUGUGGGAGAAAAACUAGCAGAAGGCAUGGAACAAACAUUUGGAAGCAUUAAGGAAGUUACUCGAAAGGUUAAAGACACUGUCGUGGGCAAUCAAACUGAUCACAAGGACCGACAAUCACAAGGACGCACACGUCAAAGUUAAAACUUUUUCAACAUUUUCAUGCUUUCCAAUUUUUUUGUUUUGAAAAAUUGUCGAAAAUAAUUUGACGUGUAUUUGCUGUAAUCUGAAUCAACACGCCCCAUCCUCGAACCAUCACAGCCCAUCCUUCCCUCUCACAAUGAGUACGCUGAUUUGAAAAUAAUCAAUAAGUGGGAUUAUUUAUUUAUAGACGAGUGAAGGUUGGAUUAUUGUUUGAUUUCCAUGGAUUUAUGUACAUUUUAGUGUCUAAGUUGGUUCAAAUGAAAUUCAGUUGUUUUAUGUUGUAUACUGUCUCAAUAAUCAUCUGUUAUAGUAUUUUGAAGACUCAAUCAUAAAUUUAAGACAAAGAUAGCUUAUUGUUGAAGUUAUGGAGCAUUUUAGAAGUGACUUAAAUAUGGUUUUAAUGAAGAAGUUAAAUGGCAUGAUGAAUGAGAUUAAUGAGCAAAGUUCCUUGAACGAGCAAUCAGAAUAGAAGGUUUAGCAUGAUCAAAGAAGCAACUAGUUCAAAAAAGGUUUAUUGCUGCAGCUGUGAGUAGCUCGAACGAGCAGUCAAUAGGCUUGAACGAGCGGCAUUGUCAAAGUACCUAGGAUGUUUUGGUCGAUUGAACUUCUUGGAACGGUUAUAUUUUGUAUCAAUUCAUAGCUUUAAGGAUACAUUACUGAUUAUGUAAUUACCCAUAUAAAUAGCUCAUUUGUAAUCGUAAAAAACACAAAUCCAAUGUCUUACAUUCAAUUGUAAUCUUUCAUUGUAAGAGUUGUUGAAACUCUAUUGUUAUAGUCCAAAUAGAAAUACUAUAUACCUCUGAGGACGUAGACGUAGUGAACCUCGUAAAUAUUUGUAAUUUUUAUUUACAUUUUAAUUUUCUUUUAAAAUUAUUAUUUUAUUGAAAGUGUA